This is a messenger RNA of Penicillium macrosclerotiorum, 1587 nucleotides long. RefSeq names its product glycosyltransferase family 69 protein. NCBI's taxonomy places the organism in Eukaryota, Fungi, Ascomycota, Eurotiomycetes, Eurotiales, Aspergillaceae. The transcript has a single exon. The coding region runs from base 1 to 1587 and encodes 528 amino acids. The record is from RefSeq and is a predicted model, not a curated record.
AUGUCGGCCCGUCUCUUGCAUCCCGACGAGUAUGAGCUGGGCUCGCGUUCAUCACUGGACUCCGAAGGCACAUUCAACCUCGAUGAGGCUGAUUUCGAGACCCAAGAAAACAUAACCGCUAGGUGGAAUGCGCAGCCAAUAUCAUGGCUACCACGCAUGUUCUCGAGUAUGCCUGGAUACCGACGGCUGAAGACCAAUACGCGACCGAACCGUGUGAAAUACACGCGCCCGACAUGUAUCCCGCGCCCGACAUGUAUCCCGCGCCCUCUCUUUCGCCGACGCUGCUGGUACUUUCAUUUCAUUGUGACAGUCACCUUCGCGUUGAUCCUCUUCACUUCGAUCUUGACUCCAUCCUACACCCAGCCGCCGGCCCAUUACUCGACGCUACGGAAAUCCGCAUUGGAAAAGAGCUAUCCAGGAAGAGGUAAUCCACGAAAUGAGAAAGUCUUCAUCGCAGCCAGCUUGUAUGAUCGGGGUGGAAAUCUCGCACGAGGCCAAUGGGGUAUGCAACUCCUCCGUCUGGUUGACUUCCUCGGCGAUCACAAUGUGUUUGUCAGCAUCUACGAGAACGACAGUGGUGCGGAGGGACAGGCGGCUCUGCAGGAACUCGAGCAGCAGAUAUCCAGCCCAAAAAAGAUUGUAUUUGAGGAACAUAUUGAUCUUGACACUAUCCCGUCGGUCACCAUUCCAGGAGGCGAGAGGCGGAUCAAACGCAUCGAGUACUUGGCCGAACUUCGCAACCGAGCGUUACAGCCCUUGAAAGAUCACCCUGAAAUCCGUUACGACAAGAUCCUUUAUCUCAAUGAUAUUCUUUUCGAUCCUCUCGAUGCCCUCCAUCUGCUCUUCUCGACGAAUGCAAACGAGGACGGAGUGGCGCAGUACCGAGCCGCGUGCGCAGUUGACUUUGACAAUCCUUUCAAAUUCUACGACACGUAUGCCACCCGGGACCUCCAGGGGUUCUCGAUGGGACUCCCAUUCUUCCCUUGGUUUACCACCGCGGGCCAGGGCGAUAGUCGAAAAGAUGUCCUGCAGGGCAAGGAUGCCGUUCGAGUGCGAAGUUGCUGGGGCGGCAUGGUGGCCUUCGAUGCCCAAUACUUCCAAGAUCCCCUACCUGCCAGCAACGGCCCAGCACGCUUCCGCUCCGGGGCCGAUCUCUUUUGGGAGGCCUCUGAGUGCUGUCUCAUUCAUGCCGACAUUCAGGAUCCCCAGACAAAUGUUGAUGGUUGGAUCGCCGAUACCGGAAUCUACAUGAAUCCCUUUGUGCGCGUGGCGUAUGAUCGUCGCACGCUCUCAUGGCUCGGGGUCACCCGUCGAUGGGAGAAAUUGUAUACACUCAUUCACAAUUUCGGUAACCACUUGGUGGGCCUACCAUGGGAGAAUCCUCGUCGUACGGAGAGCCCGGGCCAAAGUGUGCAAGAGACGGUGUGGGUAUCUGAUGGAAACCAAGACGGCGGAGGCUCCUUUCAGGUACUCGACCGGAUUGCAGGGAACGAUGGUUACUGUGGCCGUCGGGGUUUGCAAGUAAUUGUACCUAGCCGUAAUCCGGGCCAGAAAGGCUACGAGAGCAUCCCGGUGCCAUCAAUGUAG